AGACGGAAACCAUGGACCCCACAAUCCAGGCCCAGGAGGAGAAGAUGCGCAAGUUUGGCCGCGCGCCUCGACCAAGAAAGGGACCCCUCGGCAAGCUCUCCGGCCGGGAGCGCAAGUACUUUGACUCUGCAGACCAUGCCCUGAGCAGCGCAGGUGUCAAGACACAGACGGGCAAGGUCAUUGCCACUGCACAGAACAUCCCUCGCCGCACACAGUCCAAGCCCACAGGCAUGGUCGACCACACACAGGAGGUGAUUGAGACGGACGGCAAGUCGGGGGACGAGCAGGAGACGACCAAGGACACCGCCACCGCCGCCACCGAGAGCCAACCCCAGCAACAGAGCCAAGACGAGAAGCAAAAAACACAACAAAAACAAUCAGAGUAGCUCCAUGUCCGUUCUCGUGCCUGUUCCCAACCACAACCCUACCAGAAAACAAUCUCUUGUUUAUGUCAAACGUGCGUUGCUUUGCCCUCCUCUGCUCUGCAUUACCCUCCUGCAAAUGUACUUCCCCGCGGCGUGUCACAUCAUGUCACCUCGCUUGUUUUUUGUUUGUUUUUUGUUUUCUGUCGCCUCCCUUGUCUCAGUCAUGUUCCCUCGUUCUCCAUGUCACGCCACCACCCCACUUUCCUUCCUUUUGUCCGUGUUCCGCAUCUGAGACAGUAAGCGUGUGCAUUCUUCCUCUCUCCCGUAAAACCCAUCUGUCUGGCUGCUUCGUGUUGACGUGUGUACUGGGGGAAACGUGUAAAGGAGGGAAG
Molecule: messenger RNA, 757 nt
Organism: Salpingoeca rosetta
Lineage: Eukaryota; Choanoflagellata; Craspedida; Salpingoecidae
Exons: 3
Coding region: 12-386 (124 amino acids)
Source: RefSeq, a predicted model, not a curated record